GUUCAGCUUGGCGCGAGCGGCGGGUGCACCGUGCAAGCCUCUACUUGCAAGCAGCAGCAGCAGCGGACGCACAGAGCGAGAGUGUCGGGAACCUGCGGCGAUGGGCGUGAAACUGUACUACACCACCGUUACCGCUUCACGGGCGGUGAAGUCUCAACAAGCGGAGGUGAUGCGGAUUCUGGAGAGUAAAAGCAUCCAGUACGAGCUCAUCGACAUCUCGGUGGGCGGCGAGGUACGGGACGAAAUGAGAAGCAAAGCAGGGGACCCCACUGCAGUCCCUCCCCAGUUUUUCAACGAGGACCAAUACUGUGGGAACUAUGAGAUGUUUUCAGAGGCAGUGGAAGCGGAUACAGUGGAACAGUUUCUGAAACUGGCAUGAGGACGGUGGGGCGUUGACCUGCUGUCUCUAAUAUCCCCUCCCCCUCCAGCUACUCCCCCUGUGCCCUGUUGCAGGCCCUACAGUACAUCUCUGUCCAGCACCGACAGUGUCUGCCCACCUCGUACGCCAUAAUGAAGAAUGCCAAAUAUCUUGAAUCCAACUAAUCAGAAGACAUACAUUCCCCCUUACUGCAAAUAAGUCUUAAUCUGAUCGCUAUUUUUAGUUUUCAGACCUUUAUACUUGUUAGAUUAAUGCUCUGAAGUAGCUCCAAAUCCAGCAGGAAUCAAUGUGCAGUAGGUGGGGUUGAACUAAUCUUGGCCAAGGCUGCUGGAUCAUUGGAGAGUCAACUAAUCCUCUGGAUGACAACAGUCAACUUAGAAACUCUCUCUUCCAUCUGCAAACACAACACUCAAUCUUCUCCAUCACUAUUAUCUAGUCUUAAUCAGUGUUUCAUCAUUUCUCCAUGUCCUUCAGUUCCCAUAAGUCCUCAAACUUGGAUAAUAUGAAACGAAAGCACUAAAAGUCGAUAGAAGAUUAAUUUUUUAUCUUUUCAGGUGUGAUCAAAUCAAACGGGAACCUAAUUUAGCCUGAUAAAGUUUAGUGCCGACCCCACCCUACAGUAUGGAAGUAUAAACCUUCUUGGGUCUGUGGCAAAAGUAGUGUGUUUGAUUAAAAAUGUACCAAUUUCUGGACCAAUCAGCUUCAGCCACAUCCAGUUAUACUUCCUGCACCUAACCCCAGCCUCUACCUACCAGCUAUUCAACCAACCAAAGAAACCAGGAAACAUUUUCUAUCUUUAUUUAAAACGGGCUGUUUUUCUACUCAAUCACCUGCCCCUCACUGAUUCCAAAGCCUGGAUUUGCUUUGGUCCUUUGAAAGAUCUGCUUUGGCAUCAUCUCAAGUCUCCUUUAAAGUUCACCCCCCCCAGAGUACACUUUUAGUGCCAAUAGAUCAACUGUUAAAUAUGGAUUAUCUCUGCAGUGUUAGCAUUUUACUUGCCCUCUCCUCUCUUUACCAUCAUAGGUGCUAUGUAUUACUGACUGACCGGGCAAAAGAUGCCAAACAAGAAGAAAGGAGCGUUUAGUGCUGAAGGUUUACAUUUAGGUCCACAUAACUCAGUCUUACCAAACUUUGGGAACAUUCACCUGGUGGGAAAGAUGAAGGCUUCCCUUGGUGUGUUUGCAUUCAUUCCACGAAUCAAUCUCGGUAGAAAUAAUAUGCACACGUUUUGCAGAAGUCUUUCAAGAUGUUUGCACCCCCCUCCACCCCCUUUCAUUGCAUCUGUUAACCCCUGUGAUCUCCUCCCACAAUGAUUGUGCAUUGUUUUGUAGACGUUUGCCUGUUAUUGAUGUAUCUUCACUAUGAAUCACUGUUCAGACAUUCCAUUCUAAGCUCCCACGUUGCUUUUGGACCAACUCCCCUUGGCCAAAAAAGACAAGAAAAUAGGGACUAAAAAGCGGUUGUCUUCCAAGAAGAUUGUGAGAAGUGAUUUAUGCGUUAAAAUAAAGAGUUAAAUCAA
Molecule: messenger RNA, 1898 nt
Organism: Fundulus heteroclitus (mummichog)
Lineage: Eukaryota; Metazoa; Chordata; Actinopteri; Cyprinodontiformes; Fundulidae
Gene: sh3bgrl3
Product: SH3 domain binding glutamate-rich protein like 3
Exons: 3
Coding region: 101-379 (92 amino acids)
Cellular component (GO): cytoplasm
Source: RefSeq, a predicted model, not a curated record